GACGGUACGGUACAUCCCGAAGGCAGAUCCAUCGAUUCAACGUUGAAGAAAACUGACGAAAAUGGCGAACCAGGAAGAACACAGAGUGGAGAGCCUUGAUCUUCUACCUUCUGCAGUGCUCGCUACCAUCAUGACCAAGCUUGAUUUGCCUUCCAUCUCCUCACUUGCCUGCACAUGCUCCACCUUCCAUUCCUGUUCUUCCCAAAUCCUCACUUUUCUUCCCAAUUUCCAUCUCCUGGAAAUUUCUCCAACGGUGGAAUUUCUGAGGCCUCGGCUGCCUCCCAACCCUUUCCUGAGAAGCCUAAAGGUGGAUUGCGGUCAGCUUAACGAUUCGGCCAUCCAGCUUCUGCUGAAGCCUUCCUUGCAUGAGCUCUAUCUGCAUAAUUGCGCAGAUUUCAGUGGGAAAUUGCUUUCUCAGAUCGGGGGCUGCUGCAAGGAUCUAAGGUCCCUCUAUUUGAGUUCAGUUGCUGAAAAAAGGGGUCGGGCAAUUCAUAUUGCGGAUCUAGAAGAGUUACUAAGUGGUUGCACACGGUUGGAAGCGUUAACGCUGAUGUUUGAUGUCUCAUUUUUCCUUCGUCAUAAUUUUGCUCGAGUCUGGGCUAUGGCUUCAAAUACACUAACGUCUCUUGAGAUCGGCUGUAUAUAUUCUGUGACGGUCACCGAACUACUUAGCCAAAAUUUGGGAAUCAGUAAUUCUAUGAAUCGUGUCAGCCCAUCCAUAUGGCCUAACAUUGAAAAAUUGUGCCUUUCAGUAGAUUGCAUAACUGAUGCUAUGGUUGGAGCAAUAUCAAAAGGUGUUGUCUCCUUGGUUCACUUGGAACUACAAGAUGCCCCCAUCAUUGAACCAAGAUUUUCAUUUGACUUCACCAACGUUGGCCUUCAACAAAUCAAUCAGCUAUCAAAAUUGAAGCAUCUCUCUUUGGUGCGAAGUCAGGAAUUUCUUGUAACUUAUUUUAGAAGAGUUAACGAUCUUGGAAUCCUCUUAAUGGCUGAUGGAUGUGCCGACCUGGAAAGCAUCUGUCUUGGAGGCUUUUGUCGCGUUACGGACACGGGAUUUAGGACGAUUCUGCACUCGUUCUCUAAUUUAAACAAGCUUAGGGUGUUCCAUGGAACCCAAUUGACCGAUCUUGUUUUUCAUGAUAUCUCUGCUACUUCUCUUUCCUUGAAACAUGUUAGCUUAAGGUGGUGCAGUCUCCUAACAAACUAUGCAGUAAAGAAUUUGUCAUUAAACAAGGAUCUAAAGUUUCUCGACUUGAGAGACUGCAGAAACCUCCGGGACGAAUCCCUUCAAGCCAUUGGUACCAUUCCGAAACUGAAGACAUUGCUUUUGGACGGAUCUGAUAUUAGUGAUGCAGGAUUGUCUCACUUAAGACCCAUGGUUAUGAGUUCACUAGUUUCCUUGUCUGUUAGAGGUUGCAAGAAGCUCACAGAUAAAUCCAUCACAGUUCUAUUUGAUGGCUUAUCUAAAAUAGAACUGCAAGAAUUAGAUUUAUCCAACCUUCCCAACCUGUCUGAUGCUGCAGUUUUACAACUAGCCAGAAGCAGGUUUCCAAUAUCCGAACUUCGAAUGCGUCAAUGCCCGCUCAUUGGUGAUACCUCGGUCAUGGCACUAGCUUCAAUGCGGGUCAGUAAAGACAACCGGUGUGGGAGUAGCUUACGGCUGUUGGAUUUGUACAACUGCGGUGGCCUUACGCAGCUCUCAUUCAAGUGGUUAAAGAACCCGUACUUUCCGAGGUUGAGAUGGUUGGGUGUGAUGGGAAGUCUAAAUCGAGACUUGGUAGAGGCUUUAUCCAAAAGUAGACCUUUCUUGCACGUAGCAUGCCGUGGCGAGGAGUUGGGAGCCGACCAGUGGGAUAGCUCAGACGUUCUCUAUAUGCACCACUAUGACGAGGUGGAUGAAUUUGAACAGUGGCUCUUUGACGGUGAGGGAGAGAACGAGAAUGAGAACGAGGACGAGGAACACAAUGACAUGGAAGAUGCUGAAAAUGAUGCACAAAGCUAAUCCUAUGAUUCCAUGGAAGGAUUUGGAUUUGUAUGUAUCAUGUCUAUUUAUACUCUUAUUGUAGGUUUUGUAUGUAAUGUAAUUUCCAUCUCAUCAACAUGAACCAGUUUGUCUAAUGGUUACAGACAAUUUAUUGGAUUGCUUAUUCAUGUUAGGUUUUGUUUUAA
Momordica charantia (bitter melon) is the source of this 2169-nucleotide messenger RNA. RefSeq names its product F-box/RNI-like superfamily protein. The record is from RefSeq and is a predicted model, not a curated record. Gene Ontology annotation, cellular component: SCF ubiquitin ligase complex. Gene Ontology annotation, biological process: SCF-dependent proteasomal ubiquitin-dependent protein catabolic process. Gene Ontology annotation, molecular function: protein binding. Lineage: Eukaryota; Viridiplantae; Streptophyta; Magnoliopsida; Cucurbitales; Cucurbitaceae.